Molecule: messenger RNA, 4442 nt
Organism: Lepus europaeus (European hare)
Lineage: Eukaryota; Metazoa; Chordata; Mammalia; Lagomorpha; Leporidae
Gene: NAA30
Product: N-alpha-acetyltransferase 30, NatC catalytic subunit
Exons: 5
Coding region: 81-1178 (365 amino acids)
Biological process (GO): N-terminal peptidyl-methionine acetylation
Cellular component (GO): NatC complex
Molecular function (GO): protein-N-terminal amino-acid acetyltransferase activity
Source: RefSeq, a predicted model, not a curated record
GCCUUGGCGGCGGCGGCGGCGAGGGAGGCGGCGGCGGCGGUGGCUGAGUGGCGGCGGCAGCGGCGGGGACCGGUGCGGGGAUGGCGGAGGUACCGCCUGGGCCUAGCAGCCUCCUCCCACCUCCAGCACCUCCGGCCCCGGCGGCGGCCGAGCCCCGCUGCCCCUUCCCGGCGGGGGCCGCGCUCGCCUGCUGCAGCGAGGACGAGGAAGACGACGAGGAGCCCGAAGGCGGCGGCGGCGGCGGCGGCGGCGGGAGCCCGGCGGGCGGCGAGGCGGCGGCGGCGGCGGCCAAGGGGCGUCCGUGCCUCCGCUGCCCUCAGCCGCCGCCGGAGCAGCAGCAGCAGCAGCAGCAGCUCAACGGAUUGAUCAGCCCCGAACUGCGACACCUCCGGGCGGCCGCCUCGCUCAAGAGCAAGGUCCUGGGUGCAGCCGAGGCGGCCGCCGGCGGCACGGGCUCCAAAGCGACUGCAACAAAAGGAGCCGGGGUGCCCUCGGGCGAGAGGCCCCCUCGCUCGCUCUCCAGGAAUGCGAGAACUGCGCUCCCCAGCCGGGCCGAGGCGGCGGCCCGCAACGGACUGGCCGAGGGCGCCGAGCCGGAGCCCGAGCCGGAGCCCGAGCCGGAGGAGGAAGACGAGCAGGUGCGGCUGCUGUCUUCGUCCCUGACCGCAGGCUGCAGCUUAAGAAGCCCCUCGGGCAGGGAGGCUGAGCCCGGGGAGGAUCGGACGAUACGAUACGUCCGAUACGAAUCCGAGCUGCAAAUGCCCGAUAUCAUGAGACUGAUCACCAAAGAUCUGUCCGAACCCUACUCCAUUUAUACCUAUAGAUAUUUUAUCCACAACUGGCCGCAGCUGUGCUUCUUGGCCAUGGUAGGGGAAGAGUGUGUAGGUGCCAUCGUUUGCAAGUUGGAUAUGCACAAAAAGAUGUUCCGCAGAGGUUAUAUAGCCAUGUUAGCUGUGGAUUCCAAAUACAGGAGGAAUGGCAUUGGUACUAACUUGGUUAAGAAAGCUAUUUAUGCCAUGGUUGAAGGAGACUGUGAUGAGGUUGUUUUGGAAACAGAAAUAACAAAUAAGUCUGCUUUGAAACUUUAUGAAAAUCUUGGUUUUGUUCGAGAUAAGAGGCUGUUCAGAUACUAUUUAAAUGGAGUUGAUGCACUGCGACUUAAACUGUGGCUGCGUUGAGAAACUGACAUCAAGGAGCAACUUCUAACCAUGCAGAGUCGACCUUUGCAUGCAAUGCAAUUUGUACAGAAUUGCUUUGCAGGUGGAUUUCGUAAUUUCCAUGCAGCUCUUCUCUGUCAGUGUCUCGUUGAGUGUCGCACAAUAUUUGUUGCACUUUGGCAUGGCGCAUUUGUUCUGAAUUAAAAGAGAUUGUUUUAAACUUCAGGAGUUCUUUUGGUACCGAGAAGAUGUGCCAGUUGAUAGCCAAGAUUUGUUUGUUCAUUUGCAAAGUCUGCUGACAAUGUUACUUGCAUAGUGAUCAUUUUAUUACAGAACCAGUAAGUGGAACAUGGUUUUUGUUCUUAAAAAAGCCAUUAUAGAUUGUAAAAGUCUCUAAGUAUAUUAACAUUUCACACAAAACCUACCAUAGUUUUCUGAAGGGGGUGAGAGAACAGCUUCAAUUUUAGGUUUUAUUAUUAUUUUUCAAUAUUAAAUUUCCCAGUCUUGAAUAUUGGUACCUCAUUGAUUAGUGAAUGAGAAAAUGUAGAAUGGGGUAUGUCUUAUGAGUAAAGUUAACAAUUAAGUUGCGUCUGCCAGUGCCUGUGUAGAUAAACAUGUUUGUCUUCAUCUUAGCUUUUGAAUGCAUGCUGUCCUUUUCUUUUCUUUCAGGCCUUUACAAGCAAACUUUUGUUUUUAUUUAAAUUCUAAAUUUGAUAAUAAAUUAUUUCAGAUUUUUAUAAUUUGGAUACUUUUUCCAGGUGAGUGACAGAGUGGUUUACUUUAGAAGUCCCUUCUUUCAUUACAGUAAGAAGUUGAAUCUAGUUGGAAAACCUUUGAGGAAUGGCUCCAAGGGGAUGACAAAAGUUGAUGGAGAUGGGAAUUACUGGGUUUUGGAUGCACUUUUUUUUCUUUUUGUUGAGAGUGAGGGAAUUUUUGGAGAACAAUAGAAAAUUAAUGUAAAUUGGUUUGAUCUUAUUUAAUCAAAAUUAUUGCUAAGCUGUGAAGAACAGCUUUUAUAAAGUAGCUGGACUUUUUUUUUUUUUUCCCACUUGAUUUGGAUUCACAUUGCUUCCAUUUCUUAAAAUGCUUCACUUUGGUUCUUGUUCUUGGGAAUAAAUUUCAGGAUGCAUUGUAUUAACUUUAAGCUGCUUUUAUUUUCCUUUCACUUACAUGAGCAGAUUCUUCAAGGAGCUUUGCUUUAUUGCUCCAGAAAAACAAAAGGAGAAAAUGCAAAUCUUUUUUUGGAAUGAGUUCUGUGGGUUUUCUUAGCAGCCACCAUGUUAUUAGUUACAUGUGUUGGCUAAUCAGUGCAGUGUAACAAGUUUUAAAAUCAGUUGUCUUCAGUUGGGUCAGUAAACCUGUGAUGGAUAACUUAUUUAACUGGAAAACCUAGGUACCCAUAAGAAAAAAGAUUCUUUGUGAAAAUGUCUUGUAGGAAUUUAUGUUAUUGUUUGCAUUUGAAUAUGCUUUACUUCUGCUUUAGGACUUGGUUUGAAUUUUAUUUUAUGGCUAUAAUUACUGUAUUUUUUUUUUAAACCCUACCUCCAUUAACAGUUGAUAUAAAGCCCCUUUUCAGGAAAGUUUGUUGCUUUUUUUUUUUUUUUUUUUUUUUUUUUAAGGAAAGCUGCUCUUUGCUCAGUAUAGUGUUUUGAAAAGGUGAACAUGGUCAAAUAAUUUUACAAAUAAAGAUACACAAUUUAUAUUUGAAAAUAAAAACUUCCUGCUGGUGGGAUCAUUUGUAGUUCCUUAUUUUAAAGAAAACUUUUUUUUUCCAUUUUAUGUUGUUCUUGAACGUUUAAUGGGCAGGAUAUUGAUUAUGAAAAAUAUGGCGACCACCCAGUGCUCAGCUUUUCAGCUAACCAUUUUGAGUUUGCUUCUGGUCAAACUUCAGUUGGUCUCUAGUGUUUAGAAUACCAAUCAUAGUGAUGCUUCUGUGGUUAUUUUUGAAAUGAAGGAAACUAAAACAAUAUACUUAGUCUUCAAAUUUUAUUCCACCCCUCUGUAUUUGGCUUGCUGGUUCAUAGGUAAUGAUUGUUAACGAACAUACAUUGGCUUGACUGACUAAUGGGGACGGUUGUCAAGCAGAUACAUGCCAGAUUAUCAGUUCAAUCAUUUUGGUCUUUUGUCAGGUUGUCAACUCCUGACCUUUUCCCCCAAGAAUUUCUGAAAUAACUGAACUGAUUGGGCAUUUGUUAACAUGACUUUAACUGACUAAAAAGUCAAAUGAUUACCAUAUAGUUCCACUGGUUUAUAUUGAGUUUCAGUGUAUACCUUACAUCUCUAAAAUUGGGUAUGUAAAAAUUGCUAAGUAGACUAAAAUUUUCAGCUUUAGCAUGAUAACUCAGCACCAGAAUGAAAAGUCUCCAAGUUGAGGCAGCAUCAAACAUUAUUUUUUGAUAUUAAGCAUUCAUUUGUAUUAUACAAGCUUAAAUACAAUUCAAAUAUACUUUGAUAGAGGGGGUUCACUUGGCAAGAACUGAGCAAAAUUGGUGCAACUUUCUUUUAAUGGGGUGCUGUCUCUUUUUAAGACUGACUGUACUAUCCACUGACACUGGUUUGGCAGUUGGUACUGCUGAACAUUUUAAUACAUGCUACCAUGAAGCUGUAUAUGCUAGUAUUGAAGAAGCUAACGGGUAUACUACCAUUUUUGAUGUGUGGGCUGAUUAUAAUUUCCCUUACAUUGGGAUGAAACUACUUUAGAGAAGUUCACAGAUCAGAAACCAGACAGUAGUUUUUGAAUUUGAAGCCAGUAAAAAAGAAAAAGUUACUGAUAAAAAUUGGUUGUAAUAAUUUGUUUCUUACCCAAAUUACCUUCCACACUUGUUCGACAAAUCUAUGUAAAGAGGUUUGUCACAUUUUAACUUACCUUGCCCCGUGUUAUGAUAUUGGCUGACAUAGAUAAGACUGGGUGUGUGUAUUUAUUGUGGUGUCUAAAAAUCAUGAGGUUCAUCACUUUCCCAGGAUCACAGAUUAAAUCGUAUGAGUAGUGCGUCAGAGUCGCUUCCAGUGCACCAUGACACCACUGAAAUGAGUGCUAUGAUGUCGCAGGGCCUCCAGGUUUGUAAAAACAUCACCAUAAGUUAUAUUGACGUCAGGUAUGAGUUGAGUAUAAAAUAUCACGUGUAUCUCAAAAUAUUGGACUGCUGUUUGAUGACUGGAUAUUGCUGCCUAAUUUGUCCCGUAUCUUUUUGGAGAGAGAGAUUUAAUGGGAUUUGAAAUGUGCAAGCUGUCUAAAUAAGAUGCAGUCAAAUAAAGUAUGGUUAAGUUGUGUUUGCAUUUUUCUUU